AGUCAAAUAAAUUGCUUUUAUUCAUUCACACUAGCAUUUCAAAUUAUGUCAGUGUUUGUUCGGAAAAUAUUUGGAUGGUUGUGUUUGACCCAUUUAAUUUGGUCAGGCCAAUCAUAUCAUUGUGGUGGACAAUUCUGGUCAUCCAAAUCACAAUUCUUAUCAGCCUAUGUGCCGUGUCGAAUUCAGAAUGACCAUCCUGGAUUGAUGGCAUUACCGUCGGAUAAUUUUCAAUUAGCAAGACAGCCUCAAGAUGAUCGUUUUGAAUCAAUCUAUCUUCGUGGCACAAAUAAUCAUCGAAUAUUUCAUAAUCUUAAAGUUGAUCCAGAAUCACAGCGAAUACGUUCGAUACGUACUGAUGUUGGAAAAAAUGGCCGUCAUUCUUUACAUUUGAUGUUUUGGAACAAUUAAUUCAAA
Dermatophagoides pteronyssinus (European house dust mite) is the source of this 414-nucleotide messenger RNA. RefSeq lists its product as uncharacterized. The record is from RefSeq and is a predicted model, not a curated record. NCBI's taxonomy places the organism in Eukaryota, Metazoa, Arthropoda, Arachnida, Sarcoptiformes, Pyroglyphidae.